This is a messenger RNA of Lytechinus pictus (painted urchin), 4331 nucleotides long. Its product is annotated as histone deacetylase 1. Gene Ontology annotation, molecular function: histone deacetylase activity. Gene Ontology annotation, biological process: negative regulation of transcription by RNA polymerase II. The record is from RefSeq and is a predicted model, not a curated record. The transcript has 12 exons. Bases 45 to 1634 code for a protein of 529 amino acids. NCBI's taxonomy places the organism in Eukaryota, Metazoa, Echinodermata, Echinoidea, Temnopleuroida, Toxopneustidae. Gene Ontology annotation, cellular component: NuRD complex; nucleus.
UUGCAGGUGAUGUUGGGAAUUAUUACUAUGGACAAGGACAUCCCAUGAAACCGCAUAGAAUACGUAUGACACAUAAUCUCAUACUCAACUAUGGACUCUACAGAAAGAUGGAAAUCUAUAGACCACACAAAGCUGUGAUGGAGGAGAUGACAAAAUACCACAGUGAUGACUAUGUCAAAUUCUUGAGAACCAUUCGACCUGAUAACAUGUCGGAAUACACUAAACAAAUGCAAAGAUUCAAUGUAGGUGAAGAUUGUCCUGUAUUUGAUGGUCUAUAUGAGUUCUGUCAGCUGUCAUCCGGUGGUUCAGUAGCGGGUGCUGUGAAGCUCAACAAACAACAGACAGACAUUGCAAUCAACUGGGCUGGGGGUCUUCAUCAUGCAAAAAAAUCAGAAGCAUCAGGAUUCUGCUAUGUUAAUGACAUCGUCCUAGCAAUCCUUGAAUUACUCAAAUACCAUCAGAGAGUUUUGUACAUAGACAUUGAUAUUCACCAUGGCGAUGGAGUAGAAGAAGCCUUCUAUACGACAGACCGUGUUAUGACCGUGUCCUUUCACAAGUAUGGUGAAUACUUCCCUGGUACAGGAGACCUUAGGGAUAUUGGAGCAGGGAAAGGGAAGUACUAUGCAGUCAACUUUCCUCUCAGAGAUGGCAUCGAUGAUGAAUCUUAUGACAAGAUUUUCAAACCAAUCAUGUCUAAAGUAAUGGAGAUGUACCAACCCAGUGCUAUAUGCCUUCAGUGUGGAGCAGAUUCAUUAUCAGGAGACAGGCUUGGAUGCUUCAAUCUAACACUCAAAGGUCAUGCUAAGUGUGUUGAAUUCAUGAAGCAGUAUAACCUACCCCUAUUGCUCAUGGGUGGGGGUGGUUACACGAUACGAAACGUUGCAAGAUGCUGGACAUACGAGACCUCCACAGCCUUGGGAGUUGAGAUUGCUAACGAAUUGCCAUACAAUGAUUACUUUGAAUAUUUUGGACCAGACUUCAAACUUCACAUUAGUCCUUCUAACAUGACCAAUCAGAAUACAGGAGAAUACCUCGAUAAAAUCAAGACUCGCCUAUAUGAGAACAUGCGUAUGAUCCCCCAUGCACCGGGUGUUCAGAUGCAACCCAUCCCAGAGGAUGCCAUCCCUGACGAUAGCGACGCUGAAGACGAGGCAGAGAACCCAGACAAACGCAUCUCAAUCAUGGCUCAAGAUAAACGUAUCUCUCGUGAUGAUGAGUUCUCUGACAGUGAAGAUGAGGGUGAGGGCGGUAGACGUGAUCAUAGAUCACACAAAGCUAAGAGAUCCAAGAUGGAAGAGGGACCAGGCAAGGAGGUUGAUAAAGAAUCAAAGUCAAGUGAUACAACAAAGGAACUGAAACCUGCUGAUCAACAAGCCAUUCCAAUGGAUACAACUCCAGCACCUCAAGCCAAGAAAAGUGAUGACAAACCAGAAGCCAGCAAACCUUCAGAGGGCAAGGCUAAGCCACCUGAGAAAGAACAAGGUGAAGCUUCUCCUGCUGAUCAGAGUGUCCCAGCCCCCAAGGUGACCGCCCCCACCGAAGGAACCACCCCUGCCGUUGGUAACCUCUCAUCAGGCCCCGCCCAGCCUGUUGCAGCCCCGACAGUCACCCCUGCGACAGAGAAACAAGAUUGAUGACAGGAUACAGUCAAUGAACUCUAAAAAAACACCCACCAAUCUUGUUUCGUAUGGACUAAAAGGAACCAUAUUUGUCAAGGAAAGGAAAGCCAUUCAUCCCUGUGUAAAUACCAGACCUUUGAUACAUCCUCAAGCAUAUUUACAAUCAGGGCACAGUUUCAUGAAGCUAGUCUUCACUCACGGUGUAUCAUUAUCCACAGUUAUCAUAAGAACAGUCAGAGAGUAGUGUUUCUCAACCAAUCAUGAAAAGUACUCAGGACACCAUUGCAGAGAAUGUUUUAAUUAAACACAUCUCAAAAGAAAAUUCAAUGCAAAUUGAUAUUGAAGGAAGUAUUUUAGACUUGCAUUUGAUUUUUGUUCUUAGGUGCUCUAAUAAAAGCCUGAAUUUAAGCUUUAUCAACGUAAAUACAUUCUUCAUGGAAAAUAUUUCUUGGAUUGAUGCUGUAAAUGUUUUUCUCAGAAGUUAUUACACUUUUGGAUUGAAUAAAUAACUAAUAUUGAUUACAUCAUCAUGACAUGUUUACAAUGAAGGCUGUUAAUUCCACAAUUUUGACAUAAAUGGUCUACAUGUAAAACUGUCAGGGUUUUUUAAGCAGUGUGGUAUGUUACACAAUCUUAUUGCCGAAAAUACUGCAGUUUAUGUUGAAUAUGGGGUGUUCCUGUAACUACACAUGUCUAUGGUGGGGAAUAGAAGUACUGUAGUGUUUUCCACAAAUUAUGUCUUUUCAGACCUCAAAAUACUUGUUUAAUAUCUCUGUCAAUGACUCAAUUGCAAAUGUGACAAUCCUUAGAUUGCAAGAAUAAAUUGGUACGAGCUUUUAAGUGACCUUGGAAAGAGAAUGGAUAUAAGUACCAAAAUGAAUGUCUAAGGCCUGUAACAUAAAGCAUAUUGAUUGGGGGAUUUCAAGUUCAGUGUUGACCAUUUGGUGUUGGCGUUAGGUCAAUGUUUACACGAUUAUAACACCAAACAUAAAAGGAAGAUGGUCCAGAAAAGUCACUCACUAGUUGUUGAGGUGUCAAUAAUGUGAUCUGGUUCAGUUUUACAAACUCAGAAUAGGGUUCGGAGCUAGGGGAAGCAUUCUAAUUUGUGCUUCCAACACCCAACCCCAACACCGGACUUGAAAUCACCCAUUGUUCCUGGAGCUUUUUACAAUUGAUUAUACACAAUAAUCAAUCAUAGAAUUCAGCCCCACGAUCAAUUGCUAAGUUUUAUGUCACAGGGCCAUAGAGGCUCUUUAAUCUCUCUAUUUUAAAUAUAUGAUUAGACCUGGUAGGCCUAUAGAAUGCAAAUUUUAUAGAAUUAACAUUUACGUAGAAAUUGUCUACAAGUUAGGAAAUUCAUGAGAGUUUUGUGUUUUUAAUUUUCAUUCGCAUGGAAGUGGAAUUGUCUGCCGUAUCAGGGAGUUGUAUUGUUCAGUUUUCUUGCUAAAUUCUUGAAAAUAACAGCACACAUACAGUGCGUCUGAACCUUUCUACAAAAAAGCUCUCACAACACAAACCAUUCCUGAAUUCUUUCACCCUUGUAAAUAAUAAACCUUGGAAUGAUUGAUUGAUGUAGUAAAUUAUGCUAAAAACAUGUCUGUUGAAAGAUAGCAACAUACAUUUUUCUAAUAAUGAUUAUUUGGGUUUUUUAUAUGGUGCAUGUACAAGUAGAGAAUCAGUGAGGUAUGAGUAUUAGUACUUCAUUUUGUUUGUAAUAUUAUUAUACCUCUUGUAUAGACACUUGUGUAUAUUUUUUUGCGCUCUCCCCCCUCCGUUCCCUCCACCUCUGUCUCAAAGAUGGAAAUCUUCUUUUGAUGUGCAAAAUGCUUCACAUAUAAUUACACAAAAAAGGAAUUCCUAUGUACAGUGGUGCUCAAAAAGUUAGUGAAUCCCAUCAGAAAAAUGAACAAAUUUAAUGUGCAAAUGUUCUGCCAUGUUUUAGAUAUUUAUUUGUAAAGUCAGGUGAUAACAAUAUUAUAACAUUCAAUCAAGUUUGUUUCUCUGGGCUUGCUGAUCAUUGUAGUGUUGUCUACAUUCAACACUCGGCAUAAAGGAGUGCAUUUUGUGGUGGGGUUCACUUACUUUUGAACAAACGUGUAAUUAUACACAAAAAUUGUAAAGGUAGGUUUUCUUCUCAAAGUAUGAAUAUUGCAAGCUCCUCUACUGUUUAGACACACCUGUAAAAUAGUGGCUCGGGUUUUAUUUGGUCCAAUCUAGUAACUAUGAUACAUUUUCAUACAUGUGUGUAAUAACAAAGAAUAUUGAAAAAAUUAUACUUCUCAUCCAACAUGAAGCCAUGAAAGCCUUUCAAACAUAAUUCCAGGGGCCCGUUGCAGAAAGUGUUGCGAUCAAAAGCAACUCUAAAAAUCUUGUGCAACUUGAUUUUCAGUCAAUGAAGCGCCCGUAUUCAGGACUUGCGCUUGAUAUUUUGAAUUGCGUUUAAACGCAACUCUUUCUGCAACAGGCCCCAGACCUCUUCAAGAAAAAUUGCUUUUAUUUAAUUUGUCAUAAACACUUUUCUACCCUGUAUUCUAAUGUGUACAAAACUUCUUUUUUCUAUUCAGAUUUUGAGCAUUUUUUGUACAUUCAUAUUUCCUGUAUUAUUUUGUGUUUAGUAUGUGGUCUUUGUUUUGUUUUGACACUGUAUAUUUUACAUGAUCUCAAAAAAGGACGAAUAAAUAGGGAGAACAAGGUCUUAUUCUCUGAAAUAGA